Messenger RNA from Penicillium daleae, 1062 nucleotides. RefSeq lists its product as uncharacterized. Lineage: Eukaryota; Fungi; Ascomycota; Eurotiomycetes; Eurotiales; Aspergillaceae. Gene Ontology annotation, biological process: proteolysis. The coding region runs from base 1 to 1062 and encodes 353 amino acids. The transcript is spliced from 3 exons. Gene Ontology annotation, molecular function: metalloendopeptidase activity. The record is from RefSeq and is a predicted model, not a curated record.
AUGCGCUUUGCCUUUCUCUCCACCACUGUGCUGGCCAUCGCCCAUCACGCGCGUGCCUUGCCGGUCGAGGCUGAGCAAGUAUCUGGUUUGGAUGUUACCCUGAGCCAAGUCAGCGAUACUCGCAUCAAAGCAGUGGUCAAGAACACUGGUAACGAAGAGGUUACCUUUGUGCACCUCAACUUCUUCCGCGACAGUGCACCAGUAAAGAAGGUCGCUGUGUAUAAGGAUGAUGAUGAGGUGACCUUCGAAGGCAUCAAGCGCCGAUUCAAGCUUGAAGGCCUCACCUCCGAAGCCCUCACAACGCUAGCUGCUGGAGAGAUUCUGGAGGACGAGUUCGACAUUGCAGCUACCAGCGAUCUGUCACAUGGUGGCCCAGUGGUGUUGCGUUCAAGCGGCCUGGUGCCAUUGGUGAACGAGGGGGCUGUCUCCGGCUAUCUGCCGUAUCACUCGAACGACCUCAAGAUUGAGGUCGAUGCAGUGAAGGCGGCCCGUGUGAACAAAGCCGUGAAGCCAUUGAACCGGCGCACUCAGGAGAGCUGCAGCAACGCGAGUCGCAAAUCGGCUCUCGAACGGGCCCUUAGCAACGCUGCAUCCCUGGCGACUGCAGCAGCACAGGCUGCCCAGUCUGGGUCCGCGUCCAAGUUCGCUGAGUAUUUCAAAACCACCGAUAGUUCAACUCGUCAACUCGUGGCGGCUCGGCUGCAGGCAGUCGCUAAGGAGGCCCACGCGACCACCUCGGGAGGCACCAAGUAUUACUGCACUGAUGUGCUCGGGUACUGUGAGACCAACGUGUUGGCCUACACGCUGCCAUCUCAGAAUGUUAUCGCGAACUGCGAUAUCUACUAUUCCGACCUGCCGGCGUUGGCAAGCAGCUGCCACAGCCAGGACCAAGCAACCACUAGCCUGCACGAGUUCACUCAUGCCCCGGCCGUUUAUAGUCCCGGCACCGACGAUCUGGGAUACGGAUACUCUGCUGCAACGGCGCUUAGUACCAGUGAUGCUAUCAUGAACGCAGACACGUAUGCCCUGUACGCCAAUGUGUAUAUCCGCAAGAUUUUCUGA